UAAAUCAACAAAGCAACUAUUUGUUAUACAACAGCCGAGCUCUUUUUGCGCCAGAGAAUGAGAAGAUAUCGAUGAAUCGAUGACGAAUCGGUUCACGGCAUUAAGCAACAACGAAGCAACCGGCCACAUUGCUGUCAGAACAGUCCUCCAAAUUAAUAGCUACAGAGUUGGGCCCUCGGCAUAAGCAGUCACCAGACCACCCAGUCACUCCACCCACCACGUAACUAGAAUGGCCGGCUUUCCCGAUCACGCCCGCGCAGAGGAUACGGAGGUUAAUGUCUGGAUCCGCUUUGGUCUUAGGCUGGGCGUCAGCGCCGUCCUUCAUCCGUUUGAAUAUUCCAAAACCCUCAUCCAGCUGGGUUACGAACCGAUCGCUCCUCUGCCCGGCAAGUCGAUACUGGGCAAGCCGAUCAUGAAGUUGCCGAACAUCUUUCAGUACGCUGGCCACAUUCGGCGGAUCGACGGCUUCUACGGCUGCUACCGCGGUCUAGCUCCUAAACUGGUGGGUUCUCUGGUGGCCAUGGUGGUAAGCGACCGAGUGGCCGACCAACUGGGCCUGGAGCAGCCAGAUGAGAAUAAGGACGACUCCCAGCUUAGUGAUGAGGAAUUGUACGUCCAGUUCAAGAAAAGUCUGAAGCGGGAUAUUGUUUUGAUGGUGAGCGGAGUCGUGGCCUCGCAUCCCUUUCACGUAAUCUCGUUGCGCAUGAUGGCGCAGUUUGUCGGCCGCGAGACCUUGUACACUUCUAUAGUGGGCUCCGUGGCCGAGAUUUGGAAGUCUGAGGGAAUAGCGGGAUUUUUCGCCGGUCUUGUGCCAAAGCUGUUGGGCGAUUUGGCCUGCCUUGUGCUCAGCAGCUCCACGAUUUACAUCCUUAACAAAUAUAUCAUCAAGGACAAGUUGGGCAGGCAAUACAAUUCCGGAUUCACACAGUUUGCCGUAUCUAGUUUACUGUAUCCACUGCAGGUGGUAUCCACCUGCUCAGCGGUAAGUGGUUCACGCCUGAUGGCUGCCCAACCGCCAAUUAUGCCGGCCUACAAGAGCUGGGUAGACUGUUGGAAUGAUUUGCAGGUUCGCGGAGAGCUUAAGCGCGGCAGCUCCCUUUUCUGGCGGUCACAAUCCAUCAGUUCUCCAGUAAUAGCCACCUCAUUCGCGCCCUUGCCUAAGCUGGCGCGUUACCAGUAGACGUCAACAACGCGCCUGGACGACCACGGACGGGUUACGGAGUCCACACAUAACUGCCUAGUUGUGUUCGGCCUGCAUUUUAAUGGGUCUUCGGCAAUGACAAGCUUCAAUCCAAGACAACUGCAUUUUUCUACUGUCUCCAAGCCCAGCCAUAAUUCUGUUAAUACAAGUUUAGAUCUACAUUAAAGUGGAUUUUCAUCGUGGUCCGUUAGUCGUGCGCGAUAUUUUCUUUUCUUUCAGCAUUUACAAGAUCUGAAAUCGUGAAAAAAUUGUUGACCAAAAUCUUUCCCGAUCUUGUGCAGACUCCGAUAUAUUUGUUGUUACUGUUUACUGCAAAAUUUUUGAAAUAAAUCGUUUUGCCCUACCAGUGGAA
Molecule: messenger RNA, 1553 nt
Organism: Drosophila simulans
Lineage: Eukaryota; Metazoa; Arthropoda; Insecta; Diptera; Drosophilidae
Gene: Mtch
Product: mitochondrial carrier homolog 2
Exons: 5
Coding region: 230-1180 (316 amino acids)
Source: RefSeq, a predicted model, not a curated record